UAGUUUGAAAUUGUACUUAUUUACAUUUUUAACAAGACAUGCUUUAAAAAAAUGUUUGAUAUGUAAUGUUUUGUUACACCAAUGAAUGGUUUUAAUAUAAGAUUUUCUCUGUCUAUACAACAGGUAAUAUCUUCUACCUAGUUACCCACAAUACCAGUAUUGAGUGUAAUCGUUUAAUUUGAAAAUUGCAUUGCGUUGCGUUCACUGUUAAAGAGGAAAUUAAACGGAUUGAACUAUGUUAUAGACGUUUAAAUAUAAAACAAAUUCUACGAGUGCUAACGCUUUAAUAAUAUAUUUUUUCAUUUAUUUUCACCCUGCGCUCGUUUAUCCGUUGACUAUUGGUAACCAUGCUUGUGCCGGAUGCAAAAGCGUCUAUAGUUGCCGGCCUGCGGUUUGACUAAAAUGUCUGACGCUUUUCACGUAGUGGGUUCGUUUGACUUGGUUGUGCACGGAAACAUAAAAGUGGAAUUGAGAAGGUUUGCGUGGCUAAAAAAUUGUGAUUGUAAUACGAGAAAUAAACCGUUGUUCUUAUCACAGGCAACAUGUAUUCUUCAGUCACUUAGCACUCAACGUAAAAAUCUGAUGUUUAUCAAGCAUGAAAAAUAAAACUUUUGUACGUAUAUAAUAAUUAUUUGAAACAAUCACUGUAUGCAUGAUAAAAUAAAAAUUUGUCAAUGACAGAAACAGACACAGUUGAUUCUCUUCAAGAAGAAUCAGAAAAGAAAACUGCUGACACAAUGUCACAGUCGGAAGAUGUUUAUGCUCCUGAAGAACCAACGCCAGACAUUCCAAUAUCCUUGCUCGAUAUACAAAUGCCAGAAACACCAGAAAGCACUAAAGGUCAAACCAGUGAUGGAGAUAUGCCCAGGUUGGAAAGUCCUAGAAUGCUUAAACCUGUACUAGGGAAAGUGCAAGCAAAAAAAAGAUUGAUGGCAUUCGUCAAUAAGUUUAAUGUCUUACCAAAGGUUCCCAAUAAAACUACUUUACUUCAAACACAUUCAGCUAAAGUGUCCAAGACUAAAUCAGGCGAUGGAAAAUCUUUGCAAAAUGAUUCAAGCUCAAGUUUAACCAUGGAUUCCGACUCUGUACAAUUUCAUAACCGUCAUUCAGGUGGCGGUAAAUCUAAGAAAAAGACAGAGGAAAAGAUAUUGGCUAUUGAAGAAAUCAGGAGAGAAGAGUCCAAAAGUAAACUACUAUUGGCAGAAGCUAUGGCUGCAGCUAGUUUAGAGGAAGACAACUAUGUAAAUAGGAAUGGACAAAAUUUAUUAGAAAGUGUAAAAGGUAUAAGAGAGAGAAGUAAACAAGAUGAUAGUGUAUCUCGUAAAAGCAGUUCGAAAUCGUCGAUGGAGAAUAAAUAUUCUGAAAGGAGACGAUACGGUAGGGAAGACCGAAGAGACAGCGUAGGUAGGGAAUCAAAAGAUUACAGUACCGGCAAAGAACGAUACUAUAAAGAUAGAGAUCAGCGUAGAAGAGAGAAAGACAAGAAAGACGAUAAAGAUAAGAGAGAUGAUACCAACAGGUAUGAAGAAAGCCGAGACAGAAAAGAAGACGAAAGAGAUAAAAAAGAUAACGAGAAGGACAAAUGGGAAGAUGUGAAAGAGAAGAAGGGGGUAAAAGAAAAAAGGGAAAACGUUAGAGAAAAGAGAAGCCUUUCAAGAGAGAAAAGUUCUGAAAUCAAAGAUAGAAAAGAGAAAGAAAAAGAUAAGGAAAGAGACAAAGGGAAAGAGAGAGAUAUAACGCAUUUUUCUUCGUGGUUAGAGUUGAAAAACUGUGGUAUAACAAUGGAUGAUAUUAUAGAUAUCAGAAGGCGUGAUUACUCCGAUCGAUCGACAAAGAACAGAACCGCUGAAGAUUACACGCGUUACUUCGAACAAAUGUUACUGUUAAACGAUUGCCGUUUGAAACGAUACGCUUUCACCGUUGAAGGACUGGACGGACCUAAAGAAUAUCCACCUGAAUCGGUGAGGGUGACCAAACGAGGAAGACCUCAAUUACUUUACUCUGAGAAUCCUCGCAUGUCGCUCUUCCUGAGUCAUGAACAGAUUCUUCACGUCGUCACCGGUGAUCGUCGUGAAAAAAUGCGGGAGAUAUGCGAGGCGGAUAUUGCACGAGAUAAUGCAGAAGAUAUCGAGAAGUCGGCGCGUGUUCGUAAUUGGUAUCCAAAAGCAGGCAUAUGCAAGUCCAGCGAGAAGGUCAAAUGGCAGUUUCCUGUGAACGUGCAAUUGCCUAGAUCAAAAUGGGACAGCGAGGAUGAAGACAGGUUGUCCAAUGAUGUUGAGGAAGAACAACAAAGCGAAGCGAAAUCACGUGAUAUAAAUCGGGGGCAAGAGACAUUUCCUUCGCGUUCAAGUGUAAUCGAAGAGGAAAUAAAAAAUGAUCAGAAAAAUAUCGAUGAAGGCACCGAGUCGUGCAUCGUCAAUGAAGAUGUCGAUGAUAAUAGACAAUCAACGUCUCCGUUGCUACAAUCCGCAGGCGACGAAAAAUUAGCGUCAGAAUACGAGCAAUUCAUGAAGAUGGUCUGCACUGAUAUUCCAACGACAAAGGAGUUUUCUCCCAAAGUGGUUCCAACGAAAUCCACUCCGCCGUUGAGCUAUCAUGAUUUCAAUAUAGAGACUAAUUUACCGGAGGACAAUAAUUUCACAUUUGUAAAACAUAAUGUGUCCGAGAAGCUGGAUAAAGGUGAGACGAGCAAAGAAGAGAAACACAAAAAUAAGGAGGGUCGCCAAAAUGUUCAAGAGGUACCGGAAGUCGAAGAUGACCAGAUGUCUUCAAACGAUUCCCGUAUUCAGACGCAGGAGCGUAGGAAGCAAAGUGAAGCGGUGGAAGAGAAGAGGAAUGAGUCUGACGAUUCCAGAUCGAUUCCCAGUGACUGGGAGAACGUUCGGAUCAAAGUGGAACGUUUGAGCGACGAGAAUUCCGACUCGAGGGAAGUUCGAAGAAAGAAACGACGGAAAAAGGUAACAUCCAGCAGUGAUUCAUCUAGCACGUCUAGUUCAUCGGAUUCGGAGGAGGAUGUAAAAAGGAGGAAAAGGAAACGGAGGUUGUCGAACGACGACACUAGUGUUUCGGAUUCUGAUAGCAGCGAAAGUAGCAGCAGUAGCAGCGAUUCCUCGAGUUCGGAUGAUAAACGGAAGAAGAGGAGAAAGAAGAAACGGAAAGCCGAGAAGAGGAAGAAGAAAGCAAAGCGGAUAGCUAGAACGAAAAAGAAGCGAAGAAGAAAAGUUAGCAUUGAUUCCAGCAACAGUGAUGAUUCCUCUGAUGACCGGAGAAAGAAGAAGGCAGCAAGUAAAAAAGUCAAAGAGAAACAAGAGCAUAACGAGAAAGAAAAUGAUAAUGAGGAUAUAAUAAAAGUAAUACAAAAAUCACCUUUACGGUCUUCCUCGCCAUUGAAGAAGAUUAAGGAGGAGAGAAAGGGUGAGUCGCGAAAGAGGUCCGUAGAGAAACAUGAUAUUUGGAGCAAGGAGCAAGAAUUAGUACGAAACGUUAUAUCCGACAGUAGCAGCAAAGGUCAGAAAGACGAGGAAAAGAGAAAUAAAACUGACGAGAGAUACUUGGAGGAAUGGGAAGUGGAUUCUGUGAUAAUGUCGCAGCAGAAAGAUGAAAGGGUAUCGAGGAGUGGAAUCGAGAAAAUGGAAAAUAUCGAGGAGGAUUUUCGAAAAAUAGAGAAAAAGGACGAACGGGCCAAGAAGGAUGAACGAAAUAAAAAAGAUGAACGCUUAAAAGAGAAAUGUUCGAAUAUCGGUAAAGAAAUAAUACAGUCCGGUGGAAGUAUCGAAGAAGAAAUCGAUCUAAAGAAAAAAAAGAAAAGAGAGAAGGAGAAAAAAAGUAGUAAUGAAUUUUUAGCUGACUGGGAGAAGCUGGAAAAACAGAAAAAGGAAAAGUGGGGAGAGACUGAAUUUGAUACUUUGAACGUACCGUCUCUGACUCAGCUUGAGAGAGAAGUAAGCAAGAGGCAGCUGUUGGCAGAUGAAUGGGAAGUUGAUAGUCUAGAGGCAGUGUCGGAUUUGCUUGUCAAUAAGAAGAGAUCUGCGCGCAAUACGAAGAAAGUGGAGAAAGAAGUUCGUUACGAUAAAAAAACAGAUACAUAUAUUGCCAUAGAAAAAGAGACUUUAAGGGAAUGCAAAAAACGGCAGGAUAGACUCUCUGCGAUGAGAAUAUGGGAAGAGGAGCAGGAAGAGGGUGAAAGAGAGGCUAUGAUGCUUAUGGAACAAAAACAUAAGCGGAAAAGGGACGAAUGGGAUAUAGAGAAGGAGUCUUACUUGCGUGAAAAAGCAGAACGGAAGGAAAACCUGGACGAGAGUAUGUCUGUAAUUGACAGUAUUCACAAGGAAAUGAGUACAGCCAACAGUGACAUAGAUGUAUCUCUGAAACAAGAUGCAAUUGCUGUUAAAAGAAGCAAAAAAAGUCGUUGGGAUAUGGCAUCCCAAGUCGAGGAGAAAAUAGAGCUCAAAGCUCCUGUUAUGUGGGAAGAAGAAUGUGUCGAAUGGACAAACAUAAACAAAUUUGAGCGUAAAAAUGAUAAGCUGUCUUUGGAGCGUUGUGAUUCGAUCUUACCUAAAAUUAAGAUAAAAGAUGAAGACAUUGAUCAGCAGUCAAGGAAGUCUGCAUCGAAGAAUUCAAAUUUUAUUGAUUUGUUCUCCAGGAAGCCUCAAGAUGUGGACUUAUUGGAGACAUCUUGGACUUCGGAAGAAGAUACGAGAAGCAAGUCACGCUCGAAAAGUUUAGAAAAUAGUUCUCAAAGGGAUAUAUUCUUUGAUAAGGUGAACGAGCAAAUUCUUCCAGCAAAUAUGGCAGAACCACAUACUGUUGGACAGUUAAAAGACAUGUUCGAAAUAGAUGUAAAGUUAACUAAUAAAAAUGUAGAAUUAUAUAGUCCUAGUUCUCCAGCGCCAUCUCAAAAAUCUGAGGAUAUGGAGCAGUUUCAAAAUGACAAUUCUAGUUCUUUAAAUCUCAGGGAUGAUUUGAUUCAAGCUAAGCUGAAAAAAGAGAGCUGUAUUAUGUCUGAUGAAGAAUCUAUUUCCGUAUCCAAUAUACCUUUACAAAUCAAGUAUCGGGAAGGGAAAUAUUCAAAACUUUCUAUGAUGAAGGAGGAAUUUGAAGAAAUCUUAGGAAUGCAGACAGAGGAUCAAUCACCCCAAAAGAUAUUCCUGCCGAAAGGGGUUGAAACUUCUCUCGCCGAGCUUCCAAUUAAUGAGCCAUGCCCCGACAGCAAUAAUUACAAGUCUUUACGAAUGGAUAUAUUUGCUGAAUACGAAUCUGACGAAUCUCGUGGUAAACUAAAUACCAAGAAUGCUGAGGUGGUAUCGUCCAGCAGCGCAAAAGGCGAAGAAUCGACAGAAGGAAAGGCUGCUUUGAAACUGAUUCCCAAACAGUUGCUAGUUCGUCGCAACAACGAGCGUCCAAAAAAUAAAUUGAUCUCGGAUGAUCCUAUACAACAUGCUGCUGCUCUUCUAACAAUUCAGAAGAAGCUUAGGGAAUCUCAUGCCGUACGGAACGACAUGAAGAAUGUGUCUUGCGAAGAUUUAGCUAAUGAAUUCAAGAUUGGAUGCGAGAAGGUAACUAGUGCUGAUGUGACACUGAGUAACAUUAUCCCUGCCGAGCAGACUACUGACACAGAAGUUAAAGUGGAUUCCAAAGAUUUAUCAAUAACAGUGAAAACAAUAAUUACAACGAAAACAGACUCACCGGGAACCGCGAAAGUCGAUUAUGAUCAUGUCGAAGAAUACAAAUCUAAUGAGAAAGGAAGUAGCAAAGAGGAAGAGCUUAAAAAACCUAGAUCCAGCAUUAAAGACAUUAGUGACAUUGAAGCUCAGGUUAGAUCCUCCGGCAGAGAACAAAGAAAAAGAAGUCCAAAUAGAAACGAGAGCGAGAAACGUGUCAGCGAUCGUAGUAAAGAAAAGAGAGAUAAGAAGUUUGACGAUAAAGAGAGAAGUGACAGAAGAGAUAGUAGAAGUUCAAAACAAGAUUAUUCAGAGAAAAGAAAGCCGAGUCCAUCGAGUAGUCGCAGGAGACGAAGAAGUGUUAGCCCGCGUACCUCGUGGGAGAGGGAAAGAAGUCACAGUGAGAGUCACAGUCGUAGCUGGAGUAGAAGUAGAAGCAAGAGUCCAAAGAGAAAAGAGGGAUCCUUUUCAAAUAGGGAUAAGAGAAUUAGUAGAAUCGAUGAGGAAAGAUGUAGGUCUAAAGUAGAUGAUAGAAGAGAAAGAUCUACAAGAAGUCCUCUUCAGCCCAACACUGCCCCGUAUAAUAAAGACCACUUCAAGAAAUAUGGUUCUACAAAAGACCGCGACGAUUGGAACAGAAGAAAGUACGAUAUCUUGGAAAGGGACAGGGAUAAGGAGGGAAAAUCGUAUGAUCCCAUGGAAGUUCUAAGGGAAAGAAAUAUAGAUUCUGAUCGGCAUAGGGAGAGUAGAUUUCGAGGAGAUGAAACAGACAGAUCCUAUUGGCCCUACGAGUCUGAAAAUAUUCCACGAGAUGGAAAUGAAUCAUUGGACUCUUAUCCUAAUGGUCAAGAUUUGGAUCUUGAUUAUGAAGAAAAAGGUUACUACAGAGAUGAUAGUAUUGAAAGAGACAUCAUGGAAGGUCCCCUUCGUCCUACUUCAAAAUUCACACAAAGAAGGAGUCGAUCUGCUUCGAGAAGAGACAGACAGUGGGAAAAAGACAGAGAAUUAGUGGAUCUAGACAGACACAGCCACUCUCGAAGACCUGAAAAAUCGCCAUCUGCACGAGGCCGUUCAUCCCCUCGACUAAGGCGUCCUUCACCUAGAGCCUCUCAUGAUCGUUUCCGACGAGGAUCGAGAUCGCGAUCCAGAUCAUGGUCCAGGUCAAGAUCCAGAUCAAGAUCAAGAUCGAGAUCUAGAUCUAGAUCGAGGUCGAGAACACGAUCGCGUUCUCGAUCAGCGUCAAGGUCAAGGUCAAUGCGAUCAAGGUCGCGAUCCAGAUCCAGAUCAGGUUCACGGUCAAGGGCCAGGUCGACAUCGCAAUCCAGGCUGAGAAGUCCGGACCAUAGCUUAAGAAUGAUGGAACGGUUACACUCCUCUAGAUCACCCUCUGUGGGACGAAGCAGAGUCGGCGAAAGCUCAAGGGAAAGGAAGGAUGAGCACAGUAAUAGAAAGCUAGAUAAUUGCAGCGAGAGGGGUAGACGCAUUGAAACGAUCGUUCAGUCCGUUUCUGGGCUGGCUAGAGACUCAACUGUAUUAGACUCGGAUAUGCACAUCGGCGACAAUAUGGAAACAGUCGCGGCUGGUUUCCAGUACCAUAAUGAAAACGAAGUGGGAAACGAGUACUAUUAUAGCGAGAAUAAUUUAACUUACCCUCCGUGCAUUGACGACUCAGCUACGAGUUCUCCAAAACGUUUAUCUCUCGACGAUAGGUUAGAACUUGAGCUAGGGAUUAAAAAACAACAGGAUAGCGCAGGAGUAUCUACAGAUUAUCCUGAUAACUUCAAUUCUAACGUAUGCUAUCCAUCCUCGCCUCAGCAACAGCAACAGAUGCUAUAUCGUCAACAACCUACGGUGUUACAAGUGGGCAACGUAUUACAAGUUGUACCGGCAGACUUUAAUGGAGUCCCGCCAGCACACAGGGAACCGACAAGUUCGCCAGCAGCCCCUAUUGUGAGAGGUUCCAGUCAGGUGGUGCGUGUAGGUAAUGUUCUCCAAGUAGUACCUACAUCAUUAGAUUGGAGUGGCGGACAGCCCGCGUCAGUGGAGCAGCCGACAGGGAUGAUAUACUCCGCAACAGUUCCACAGCCCUCUCCAGUUCCUUCAACCUCUAUAUCCGUACCUGUUCCAGUUCCUGUUCCCAUGCCAGUACCUGUACCCGCUAUAAGUUCAUCCACACCUGUGCCUACACUGUCUCCGGUCGCACUGCCGCUUUCUGUUCCUGUACCAGUCCCUGGACCGGUUCCACUUCCGGUCACGCCGACAACGUUCCCGAGAACGGAAGUGGCAGCGCCAAAAACACCAGUUCAACCGGUAUACAAUUAUGAGGUUAUAUUGGAAACUCGACGCAAGGAAAGGGAGGAACGCAAACGAUUAAGAGAGAUGAGAAGAAAGGAAAAGGAACGAAGGCGAAUAGAGAGGAUCAACCGACGCGCUCUUCGGAUGCUUGAGAAGAAUAACUCGCGUCAGUCUGACAGUGGUCAGCAAAAACCUUCGAGUCUGGAUCCUGCAGUUCUAAAGGCUCUACGGGAAAGCGAUGAGCAAGUUGAGACAGAAGAGCAGUCUGCUCCGGUAAUUCCUGAAAAGGAAGAAGGCACGUCGUCUGCGGUACCAUCUACUGCAACGGAAGAGGAAGACGCAGUUGCUGAUGACGAUGAAGAAGAGGAAGAAGAGGAGGAAGCUGAAGUAGAGGAUGACGAGGAGGAUGAAGAGGAACCUGAAGAAGACGAGGAAGAAGACGAGGAAGACGAUGAAAAAUCAUCCUCAAGAAUAAGUAAUCGGCGUAGUGAAAUGGAGGAGGCAGUUAUAGCGACUACCUCCGAAGCGAGCAAAGUCCAUAUUGACACAGAGUCCAAAGAGUGGUCAGAGUUACCACCGCCACCUUUAAAAGGAAUCUUAGUUGCUCCAGGUUUCAGGAGAUCUUUAGUCCCUAAUGGCAACCUGGAUGAUUUAUCUACUCCUGAAAACGAGAGCGAUGACAAUACAGAGAGAGAAGGGGUGGACACAGAUAGAACUCAUGAAUCCAACAGAGAGGAAACAGGUGACAAUAAGUCAAGCAAGUUAAAGGUUCAAGUUAAGACGAAGGCGAAGUCGUUAAAGCUAAGUAUGAGGAGACAAAAGAAUAAGAAAUCUGUUCAAUUUGCGGAUGGAAUUAAACCGGGAGAAGGUACAAGUCCUAGCGGCGGUGAGGGGGACAUGCCUUCUCCUCCACCCCCUACAGCUGUGAUUACUCGAGACGGGGUCCGUGAGGUUCGAAGAUCCAGCUCCAGGAAAAGUCGAAAACAGGAAAAGAGAAGUCGGCCACCUAAGACCAAGAAAAAAGUGAAGGUGAAAAUUAUAAAGCUGAAGAAGCCUCGCGUCACUCCUUUAACGGCGAUGAUGAUGGAUGACUCAGACGAAUUAGAUGACCGCUCUCCACCACCGCCGCCGCCAGGAUCACCUCCACCCCCGCAUCUAUGGCCAAGUUACCUUUCUGCUUACAAUUCUAUCAAUCGUCCAAGUGAAGCUCAAUCUACGUCUUCUACGGUCUCCAAUGCUGUUCAAGCUCCUCCACCGCCCACACCCUUGCCUCUUCUAGUUCCUCCUCCCCCUCUGAAUUAUACGAUACAACCUUGUAGUAAAGCAUAGGUAGUACUGUUCAAUGGAAAUUUUGGGGCCCGUUGCCUAUUAUACUAUACUAAGACUACGAGCGUCUCACUAAUUUGUGCUGUUACUAAGGUCACGUAUCUAGUAGUUUUUACAACAGAUAUUGAUUAGCUGAUAAUUUAUCUUAGUAACAACACGAAUUAUUGAGAGGCAUAUUGAAUCCUACGUAAAUGCAAUAGAGCGUGUAAAGGGUGGUACAAUCAUUCAAGGGCUCCCGUGGACAUGGGUGGACAACACUAGUGUUACGUGUUUUUUUACAUCCGUCUUCUGGUGCUAACCCUCAGCUAGUGUAAUUUCAUAAAUAUGACACUAUUUAAAAUGGGCAAUUUACUAUAUAGCAUAAAAUACUUUGUUAGCAGUUUAGAUCGUGAGAAUUCUGACUAAGUUUUUGGGUAUAAUUUUAUGGUAAGGGUUAAAUUUAAGAAACUGCGCUAGCUACGGGUUUAGUUCCAUAACUAUGAACGAUUAUAGCACCAGAAGGAUAUAGAUCAAAUUUAUUAAGCAGACAAUUCAAAUUCGUUUCUCUGUGAAGAGAAAAGGUACGAAGCCUAUAUCAAUAAUUUGUGUCGUUACUGUAACUGUGCCUCUAACAACUUCCACGGUAGAGGGUAGAUGUUAAAGCCAUGGCUCUGGUAAUAACAUAAAUCAUUUAAAGGCUUUGAAUUAAUAAGGUGGCCUUGAUAGAAAGGCAUCAUAAAGUGAUUGUAACUCAACCUGAGAUUUAGGGGUAACAAUGUAUUAUUAGCGACAAAGAUUCUCAUCAUUCUCGCUUUUUGUAAAUAGCUUCACUCUUCAUGAUCACCAUCGAGAGGUGAAAAGUUCGCGCACGCGACAAAAUUGUCCAUUGCGUCCAAGUCUCGAAUUCAUGUUACGUUUCAUAUAUUUUCGAUACGAAGAAAUUAAAGAAAAAAGAGAGAGAGAGAGAGAGAGAGAGAGAAAGAGAAAAAGAGAGAAAGAAAGAAAGAGAGAAAGAACCAUGUACAAUGGAAAUUGUAAGCGUGACACGAGGUGUAAUUUACAACGAGGGACUCGGACCUUUUAGACCGUUUGUUAAUAAUAGCGACUACCAUUGUUAAAGAUGUAUGGUACACGCAAAAAGCGCGAAUCUAUCAUUGUAUAUUUUACUUUUGUAGUUUACCACGAACUGUCUUCAAGUUUAGGCGUAAUUUAGAAAUGGGUCUUAAUGCAAUUACUUUCUCCUCGUUUUGUUUUCAUAUUUCUAUUCAAAUUUCUUUUCUCAAUGAAGCUCGCAAAUCAAUAUGUACAUACGCGGGGGAUAGAUUAGUACAAAAUUCGUAUUAAUCGAUGAAUAAGGCAAAAUAUUAAAGCUGAGCUUGAUCGUGUCUAGUUCGUUGAAAUUCUUACAUUUCUUCUUGUAAAUAAUCUCGGCCGAUCAUUGUUUAGCAUAGUUUUUUCUGUUUUACUCCAUGGAUGUCCUGCUUCACGCGAAAUGAUACAUUUCUCGUCUUCGAUCGAGAAGACAUUACUGCCCAUUAAUUAUCUGAAUUCUCAAAACUUUUUUGAAAGGUGUCGAUUUGUAUUAAAAAUAAACAAUAAUUCUUUUAA
Nomia melanderi (Alkali bee) is the source of this 10868-nucleotide messenger RNA. Its product is annotated as lethal (3) persistent salivary gland 2. The record is from RefSeq and is a predicted model, not a curated record. NCBI's taxonomy places the organism in Eukaryota, Metazoa, Arthropoda, Insecta, Hymenoptera, Halictidae. Gene Ontology annotation, molecular function: mRNA binding.